CCAGGCCUGUCGUACAGCCUCCUCCUUUGUCCCACCRGUGACUGGGGUAUCCCCAUAUGUAGCCCCAUCAUCGGUCGCGAUCGUUUCCCUGGGCAUGCCAUUGUCAGGAAGGUUAUCAGCAGGAUCUAGUUUACAGGUUCCUGUACAAACAGUGUUCACUCAAUCUCCGUUGCAGGUUGAGGUCACAACGCAGCCUGUACAGCUGCAGGGUACACAGCCCCAACAGCUAGCACAACAGCCUUUGUCACAGGGUCCACAGCCCGGAGUGAUGCAGGGAACGGGACAAAUACAGUGGGUACCAAAGAUGGCUAUCGCCGCUCCCAAACCCUUCACAAGGGAUAAGAGGGGCGAAGACCUCGACACGUGGUUGAGGGCAGUGCUAGUCUAUUUCAAGUUUAAGCUUACCUUGUCGCACGAGGAAGUGCUUGUGGCUGCAUCCUAUCUAGAGGGUAGUGCAGCACGAUGGUUGAGCGUUUUAGUGCAACUACAUGGGUACAGUCAUGACUUCCGCGCUUGGGCAGCCCACCAGAAACAGGAGGACUUCCUCAAGAUGGUGGAAGAAAGGUGGCAUGAUCCUCAGGACGCCCAAAUGGCCACUGAUGCGAUCUUGACACUGCACACGAGGCAGUUUAAGUCAAUAAGGGAGGCCACCGACGUUGUAGAGCGUCUGAUCUGUGUCCCUGGGGUGCGCUAUGACCCCCAGGUUUUAAUCACCCCCUACUUGAGAUGCUUUCCAAUGCCUCUCAGGAAUCAGUUGGCAGGUGAGGCCAACAUCAACGUUCACAACUUCCCCUCRUUYAGCAAGAAGSCCCUAGACCUUGAAGCGAAGAUAGGGCAUGGACAUAAUCCCACAACGGACGGUAGGAAGAAGACACURCCUCCUAACUGGAAGGCGAAGGGUCGCAUYAUCUUUGUCGAUAACGAUGGUUCAACYAUCGUAUUAGACGACAACUUCCAGGAAGRAGUAGGUUCAGAGGCAGGCAGYGUAGAAGCUUCAGAGGGUGGAUUAGUYGCUGUCGUAGCUCAGAAAAGUAAGGCGACCGGUAGACGCSGUGGAGGUUCCCGGUCUAGGAGUYAAGUUGACCCCAAUGCUCCUCCAUGGGAGCAAGCGGGUCUCACAGAGGACRCGUGGAGAGAUCGAUAUUCACGGCAGACCUGUAUUCGUUUUGGCCAAUAUGRCCAUAACCWAUUCAAGUGCCGCAACAAGAAGGUGACCGAUAAGAUCCCGCCUACGAUGGGGCAGGUUUUGGGAUCCUCCCAUCACGUUGGUAGCAACGUAGCUAGUACUUCUGGCAGUGCUYCGGGAAACACGCCUGGUGAGAGCCUAUCCAUGGACUUCAUGGAUACGCUGGUCACCWGCAAGAGUGGAAUGCGCUACAUCUACGUCAUUGUGGAUAGGUUUAGUAAGUUUGCUAGAUUAGUUGCAAUGCCGGCAACAGCUAAAACAGAGUACGUGAUUAAGAUGAUCAAAGAGAAUUGGGUUAGAGACUUUGGAUUACCUAAGUCCAUAGUUAGUGACAGGGAUGUCCGAUUUACGAGUGAGGUGUGGAAAGUAGCAGCCGCAGAGCAAGGCACGCAACUGCAGAUGACAUCAGGCAAUCAUCCUGAGGCAAACGGGGAAGCUGAACAAAUGAACUGCGUUGUACAACACCUGCUAAGGCAUUACAUCAAGCCAAAUCAGGCCAUGUUGGACGCAGCGGACGAGAGUGAGGAUCCGUUCUGUCAAAAACUUUACGAGGAUGCGAUACAGAGAGAGAGGGAAGCAAAAGCAAAAGCCAAAACCACAAGUAUUGUUGCCCAAGUGGCUCUCCUCGAGGUUCCGGAGUCUAGUGAUGCCCGGUUCAAAGAGAAGUUAGUUGCUGUCGUAGCAGCCUUGGUUCAACCGCGGACCUUGGAGGAUCUUGAGUCCCGUGUGACAGCUCUAGAGCAGCGGAACCCAGAGCUGCAGGCUGAGAUCGUCGGCCUCAAACAGGCACAACUGACUACCUCCGGUCCUCCUAAUCCUCGUCCUGCUGCAGUCCCACUCCCUCACCCUAACACAGUCCUCAUGCAAAGAGCAAGUGGAACUGUGACGAGCGGAGGAACCGGUGCCAACUCUUCAAGUGGCAGCGCCGGCAGUUCUGCGCUGGUCCCAGUCCCAAAUGCAGGAAUAUCAGCCCAAAACGCCGCAAUUCUUACUGGCGUACAAUACAGCGGUCCCAUAGUGGACAAGAGGGCGACCACGCUGCCGUCCAAGUACGACGGGAAGGGGGAUAUCACCUCUUGGAUCAGCUCCAUGCGCUCAUACUUCGAGGUACUGCGAAAACCGCAGGAAGAUCGAAGUAUGAUCAUGGGCACAAAUACUAAGCCCGCCGUACAAAGUUUCAUAGAACUCCAAGCUAUUAAUGCAGGUUAUGAAAGAAUUGACCUGACUGAGUGGUUGAAAGUAACUCCUGUGCGUACUCUUGAGGACCUCCUCAUUGUGCAUUAUCAAGAUAAGCACGCUGCGCUCAAGGCAAGGCUAAAGCUUGAGGCCCUCAAAGGUCAAAAUUGGAGGACUUCCAUGCAGGCUUUGGAACAACAUUUGACUGGACUGUUCACUACUCCAAACCUAGGAUUGACUGAUGUGUCUUGUAUGGAUGUAGUGAUGGGAGUGGCCCCUGAAGAUUAUGUCUCCCGGCUAGGACUCAAGGAGCAUUCGACUUGGCAUGAGCUCUUGACGGAUCUAGUCAACCUAGAAGCCAAGGACCUCACCAAGCGUGCGAAGACACCAGUUGCAGGUAAAACUUUGCGACGCAAGCGGUACGGAAGCAGCAACCAGCUUGCCCUGCAUGAACAUCGGGAGGCUGAGGAUCAGUCCUACGCUGAUGAUCUGUCUCUAGAUUAUGAUCCAGAGUCGGACUCCGAUAUGGGUUGUUCUACAUCAGCCCUUGAGUCUGACAUCAAUGAAGAUGAAAAAUGUAAUGCCUUUAAAAAGACUGCUUCAAGCAAGGGGCCUAACCGUGGUUCAGAUAUGGGAAAGGUGACUGAGGGAGGGAAUUCACAAGUCAUGGUCAUCAUGGAUAAUUUCUCCAAAUUUCUGAAUUUGAUUCCUUUACCUCCGCAUGCCUCAACUGAGCUUGUGAUCGAAGAAUUCCAUCAGCAGUACAUUCUGUAGUAUGGCCACCUAAAAACUAUUGUGAGUGAUCGGGACACCAGGUUCAUUAGUAAAGAUUGGAAGAAUUU
Molecule: messenger RNA, 3204 nt
Organism: Chara braunii
Lineage: Eukaryota; Viridiplantae; Streptophyta; Charophyceae; Charales; Characeae
Source: the annotation of a GenBank genome assembly